Messenger RNA from Rhodofomes roseus, 1880 nucleotides. RefSeq lists its product as uncharacterized. The transcript has 7 exons. Gene Ontology annotation, cellular component: membrane. Bases 136 to 1854 code for a protein of 572 amino acids. The record is from RefSeq and is a predicted model, not a curated record. NCBI's taxonomy places the organism in Eukaryota, Fungi, Basidiomycota, Agaricomycetes, Polyporales, Fomitopsidaceae. Gene Ontology annotation, molecular function: iron ion transmembrane transporter activity. Gene Ontology annotation, biological process: iron ion transmembrane transport.
GACGAGGCUGCACGCAGACUAACUCAGCCUGUAUCCCUACUAUACACGGCUCUCUAGUAGGGCCCACACGCCCUGUUCCUGCUGUUGGACAUAGAUUGCUGCGCCUGUCGAAAACAUGUUCCAACAAAGCCGGCAAUGACCACUUCUUUCCCGAUCAAGGUGCCCAACUCCGAUUCAGAACCUAUGGAGCUAGUAUCAAUAAUGCCUGUCGAAGAACUCGAGUUGCACCAGCGGCGCAGUAUAGAAAGCAGUCACCCGUCUCCGGCUCAGGCCGUUGAUCCUGCUUUCGAAUCGGAGACGACAUCACCGAGCACAGUAAAGCAGCAGCCCGAGACUUCGAAUACUGCGUCGGAUGCGCCUUCCCAGCCUGCUGUAACGGAACUCCUGGCCGAAGUCACUCCUGGUACAGCAGACAACCCUCUCGAUCGGAAGGCACUCAUUUUGCUUCUCGUUCAACACUUCUCAAGCUCCUGGGGAUCGCGGACAGCCGAAUUUGCAGUGUACCUCUUCCUGAUUACGCUGUUCCCCAACUCUCUGCUGCCUGCCUCUAUAUUCGGCUUCCUGACCACAGGGUCUGCUGUCGUUCUGUCAGGGUGGGCUGGACACCAAGUCGACAUCCGCAACAACCUACAAAUAGUGCGGUUUUCCAUCAUCGCCGUCAAGGUAUCAGCAUGCGGCGCGUACGUGGGCUCCCUGGUCUUGUUCUACCAUCUCGGAACGGAGGAGCAAUUGACGCGUAAAUGGUCAACUCCACUGGGCGCAGCGAUGUUCGCCCUCAUAGUCAUAUGUGGUUGCAUCCAGAAUCUUUCCGGAGUCGCGCUGUCCGUCGCAAUUGAGAGGGACUGGGUGUCGAUCAUCGCACAGGGGUCAUCGGAGCAUCUCACUCUGAUCAAUACGUACAUGCGGCGCAUUGAUCUGCUAUGCAAGCUGCUUGCGCCGCUAUUCGUCUCGCUGCUCACCAGCGUGACCUCGAACGUUAUCGCUGCGUAUUGUCUCUGCGGCGUGGAAGCGGGAUGCAUUAUAUUCGAGCUGCUGUGGAUUGACAUCGUCUAUCGGCGAUUUCCCUCUUUGCAGGCCGCACAAGCUGAGAAGAAGGCACAGGUUCGUCACAGCCGGUUGGCCUCUGGCGUACUGGGCCACCUCGUCAAUAUAUCCCGAUCCUACCUCCGCGACAGCUUAUCCGACUGGCGGGAAUUUGUUCAACAUCCAAUCUUCCUGUCCUCGGUCUCCAUUUCAUGCCUGUACUUCACUGUCCUCAGCUUUGACGGAACGAUGAUCAGCUACCUCAAGUCCGAAUCCUACACUGAUCCUUUCAUCGCCGGCAUGCGAGGUCUCAACGUCGUAGCUGGGCUCCUUGGAACGAUGGCCAUGCCGUUCUUGGAGAGAAAACUCGGUCUUGUGCGCGCUGGGAAUUGGAGUAUAUGGUCGGAAGCCAUUUGUCUGCUUCCGGUAAUAAUAUCAUUCUACGUCGGCGGCGGUCUGCCAAAUGCUCACGGUCCGGCCUGGAAAUCGGCACUGCUAUUCGGAGGGAUGAUGCUGUCUAGGAUAGGACUCUGGGCCUUCGAUCUGUGCCAGCUGAAGGAAUUGCAACUGGCAUUGGCGUCGCAUCCGAGGCGAAACGCGAUAUCUGCACUGCAAUACUCCUUGCAGAAUAUCGCUGACAUGCUGAAGUACGUCCUUACGAUGAUACUCUCGCGGCCGUCUCAGUUCAGAACCGCUGCUCUCACCUCAUUUGUGAGUGUGGUCGUUGGCGCCACGACCUAUUUGGGCUACGUCAGGAGGGAGCGUGGUCACAUCCUGCACAACCACUUUGGCGAUAAGAUCCCACUCCUUGGCAGACGGAGAUCAGAUUGAAUUGCAAUAUACGCCUUUAAGAGUUA